Molecule: messenger RNA, 1083 nt
Organism: Parasteatoda tepidariorum (common house spider)
Lineage: Eukaryota; Metazoa; Arthropoda; Arachnida; Araneae; Theridiidae
Product: mpv17-like protein
Cellular component (GO): mitochondrion; membrane; cytoplasm
Source: RefSeq, a predicted model, not a curated record
AAUAUCCAGAAAACAUUUGUUUUUAUUAUUUGCACCUCAGUUCCUCUGUUUCAGAAAAAGAUAAUAUUCAUUCAAGAGUAAUCAGAUUAUGAAAUAAGAUUGUGUCAGAAAAAUCACUUGCGGUAUCAGCAUUACGCAAAACCACCCAUAUUUAGAACAAAACAAAAACUUAUUUUUCCGCGCUGCUGUGCAAUUAUUACCAUUUUCCUUUCCUUGACGUCAGAUUACAGAGGCGAUUUUUAAUGUGUCAAAUCUAUUUGGAGGGAAUUUAAGGAAGUCAGCUGAGCGUGAUGAUUGAGUAUCUAACGUCGUGUUGUAAACAUUCGACUGUAUUCGCCGAUUUGUAAGUUUAAUUUUGCUAAGCGAUAGAAAAUAAACGCAAAUGCUGCCGUUUACGCAUACAAACGCUGCGCUCAUAGCAGAAGACAUUUCUCAAAGGGAAUAUUAUGAAAGCAGUUUUUGAAACAAAAUAGAGCUAUGCUGAGCAGAAUAAAGCAAAUUUUCAAGCAACGGCCUUUGCUGAUGAGUAUGACAUCAUUUGGCUCAAUGUAUGUUACUGCCGAAUUAUCACAACAAAUUGUGCUUUUACAAGUGGAUCCCAAUAAAACUGCUAUUGACUGGAAAAGUGUUAUGAGGUACGCAACUUUUGGAACUGCUGUUUUAGGACCUUGGCUAUUUUGUUGGUUCAGACUUCUAGACUAUUUACUUCCAGCUGCUGGAUUGUGGGCACUGAGGAAAGUAGCUCUUGAUCAACUCGUUGGAUCUCCUAUAGCUCAGUCCAUGUUUUUUACUGGCAUGAGUCUUUUGGAAGGCAAAGAAGAUGUUUUUGCUGAACUGAAAGCUAAAUUCCUAAGUACAUAUGCAGUGAGUUGUUGCUUCUGGUUGCCCGCUCAAGCGAUCAAUUUCUGUUUCCUACCUCCCUACACUAGAGUGGCCUACGUUGGAUGUGCUUCAUUUCUGUGGGUUAACAUCUUAUGCCUCAUCAAGAGAAAAGAGGUCCCAACAUCAGAUUCAAUUGAAACUUCUUCAGACGUUAAGGCGUCUUAGGAAACAACUAAUAUCUAGGAACCAAAACAAAAAUUU